Venturia canescens is the source of this 717-nucleotide messenger RNA. RefSeq names its product nucleolin-like. The record is from RefSeq and is a predicted model, not a curated record. The coding region runs from base 1 to 717 and encodes 238 amino acids. Lineage: Eukaryota; Metazoa; Arthropoda; Insecta; Hymenoptera; Ichneumonidae. The transcript is spliced from 2 exons.
AUGUCGCGCAAUCGUGGAUCAGAAUGUUGCGAAUAUCGCGAAGAGAGGCGACGAUUGGCUCGGCAAAAAUUACGGACGACUAUGAAGGUAUCGAAGAAUGCGAAGAAAAAACUACUUAACGACUGUGACGACGACGAUGACGACGACAACGAAGAGGCCGAAAUCAAGCAAGAACGAAAAUGCGAAGAAAAAAGAGCUCAGCGCAUCGAAGCACUAACAAAGAUUUUAUCACUGGGCGAUGAAAUGAUCCGCAGGAUAAAACCGUCGAUCGAAGAAAGAGACAAAUAUUCCAUGAGUUAUCGUCACAUUCGAUGCUUCCUCGAACCCGCGGAAAUCGAAGAGAUGGAACUCGAGCAAAGAAUGCGUCGUUUCUUCAAAUGCAUGCCGUGCGAAACAAGUAAAUUCGACGAGGCGAAAGCGGUGGUCGAUGAAGGAGAAAACGAAAGCGAAAACAAAACAGAUUCAGCAACGGCGGAUGAAGAGGAAGAGCCCGAACCAAAAGAUGAGAAAGAAGAGCCUAAAAAAGAACAAGAAAAACCUAAAAACAAAGAAGAUAAACCAAGCAACAAAAGCGAAUUUUGGUGUCGCGAGGUGAAGAAAAAGCCAAAACUAAAACGAGAUGAACGACAAUUCGAACUAGAUUGCAAGGAUUCCAUAUGUUCGUUUGACAGUGAAUUCGAUCUGACGGGUAAAAUUUUAUUCAACGAUGAGAAUUAA